Sclerotinia trifoliorum is the source of this 1298-nucleotide messenger RNA. The record is from the annotation of a GenBank genome assembly. Lineage: Eukaryota; Fungi; Ascomycota; Leotiomycetes; Helotiales; Sclerotiniaceae.
CUCCAAAAAAGAACAUUAAGGACAGCUCUUCUUACUUUCUAUCACCAGUUGUUGAAGUAUUACGAGAAGGCUUUUCAAAAGCACCCUAAUAUAUCUGCAAACUCUUAACUGCCGCUCCGCAAGCUGUUCAAAAUGCCUUCUAUGUGGUUAUCGGAUUCCCAGAGUAAGUACUGGAUUCCUAACAAACUGAUGGCCGCGGACUACUUUGCGCCGGGUGGAAUUAGUCUUUUUCAGAACAUGCUACGCUAUUUGACAGGAUGUAUGCUAAUAGAUGCCUUGUUUAGAAAUUGGGGUGGCCUUCUGUUCAGGUGGUAGGUAACAUGCUAUGGUUGUGCUUCGAAUUUAGCAUAGCUAAUAAGGUUUUGAAAGGCGGGUUCUUCCUGAUCGGUGGUGUCAUGAUGUUUUUUGACAGAGCUAUGUAUGAUCUGACCUCUUGCAGCAAAAUUCAAGGAAAGUAAUACUAAUGAACUUUCAGGCUCGCGAUGGGAAAUGUGCGUGCCUAGGUGUCCUCCAAAGCUGGAAAGGGAGUUUCCAAGCUUACAGUAUAUCGAUAUAGAUUCUCUUUUUGAUCGGGUUAACCAUUAUCAUCGGACCUCAAAAGACCAUGAUGUUCUUCGCGCGGAAACAAAAGCUUAAAGGGACUGGAGCUUUCUUUGCCGGCCUUGCCCUCAUCCUCAUGAGAUGGCCCUUUACAGGAUUUCUGGUGGAAUUAUACGGCAUAUUUAUCUUGUUUGGCGACUUUCUAGGGACUAUAGCUGGAUUCGCGAGGAACAUACCGAUUAUUGGCCCAUAUAUUGGAGCCAUGGUUGAUAGGAGCGGGGUUGCGAUGAGAGGGGCGGAGUUGCCUGUCUGAAGAAAAUAUGCAGAAAGAUACCACGUAACCAUAUAAGAGCUAUGAAGGAGCAUGGAACAUGUUUAUGACAUUAUGGGAUGAGCUAAUGGGCUAAAUUCCGACGCUGCUACGAAGGUUUAGAUUGUAUAUGAAGAGAGAGCAUGGAAAUGGCAUACAUCGGGCCUCCAUUGACGUAUAGACUAGACGGCGGUUUGUAAAGUAGAGCACGUGCUCCUUUAUAAUUCAACAACGAAACGUGAAGAGAUAUUGGAAACCGCCAAAGAUAUGUAUUUGUACCAUUGAAGUAUUAAGACGUUGCCUUAAGCCACGUUGACACCAAUAUUCCCAACCUCGAACUGCAAUUUACAUUCUCCAAUCGAAACGUUGCCUGAGGGAAUGCUAUCAAAAAGAAAAGGACGAGAACGCCAUAGCCAACCAAAUAUAUCCAUUUACAUAGCCACGCAGC